This is a messenger RNA of Rotaria socialis, 708 nucleotides long. The record is from the annotation of a GenBank genome assembly. NCBI's taxonomy places the organism in Eukaryota, Metazoa, Rotifera, Eurotatoria, Philodinida, Philodinidae.
AUGUAUGUCACAUGUAAUCAGCGUGCUGUCGGAUGGGUGAUUCGAGACAAAGUAGUCGCUAGUAACUUGUCCAAGGUUAUUCUAUGGAUGAUGGCGCCAAGCCAUAGCGGCUGUGUCAAAAAAACAGACGAAGAGAAACAAACACAUCUUGUAUCUCGUAGUCAAUACGAAGUGAAACGUCUAGCCGAUAAACGUGCAAAAGAAAACCCAGAAGAUAGAAAAGAACGUCUUCCAGCAAAACGUACGAAAGAAAUGAACCGCCGACAGAGCUUACGAGCGCGUGAGACUGAUGUGGAGCGAAAUACUAGGUUAGAGCGUGACCGUGAGCAACAUCGGGCGAAAACAAGUGCGAAAAAUGAUUCAAAUAUGGCAACUAACCCAAAUUGUGCUGUAUGCGGCUAUAAAGUUCUGGCUCGGAAUUGGUCAAAAUUAGCGAUUAGAUCGUUUCCGAACCUUCAUCUUCUUCGGCCUCAGAGCGAAGAGAUACCGGAUUCUGUUCUGAAAAUUAGUUUUUUACGAUUUACCAAAAUCUUCUCUGGUUUCGAUGUUCUCGUCAAUGGAGCACUGUUAGGACGAUGUGGGAUCGACACGACAACUGGAUUGGUAUUCGUGUGCCUUGGUUGCCAGACCUUUUUAAAAAACAAUGCUACCCCUGCGUCGGCUUUGAGCCGCUUAUACUCUCCAGAUGAUCCUUUGGAUGAAGAAUAA